Oldenlandia corymbosa var. corymbosa is the source of this 1608-nucleotide messenger RNA. Lineage: Eukaryota; Viridiplantae; Streptophyta; Magnoliopsida; Gentianales; Rubiaceae. The record is from the annotation of a GenBank genome assembly.
AUGGAGGCUGCACGGUUUCUUUCACCUGUUGUGACAUUUGAAACCGCUUUCCGCUCUGUUAUGGAAGCACUUGUUCUGGAGAAUGCCAUUAUAUCAGAAAGGUUACUUAUUGGGAUCGCCUAUUUGCAUGCUUUUAUUUCUGGGACUUGUUGGGUGGUGGAUAGUUUUCCUUUCAAGUCACUUAGAAAAGAAAAGAAAGCAGAAGGUGAAAGUGUGGAUGACAAUCGCAUUAAUGAUGAUGCCGGUCGCAAUCAUCCAGAUGCUAAUGGUGAAAAUGGCGGCACAUUUGGUGGAGAGUGGCAUGAUACUGAUGGAGGAGAUGAUAAUGGAACUCAUGAAGAUGGUGCUAGUGACCAGGAUGGAGAAGAUGACGAUGAGUCUUAUGAAGAUGAUACUAGUGAUGAAGAUGGAGAAGAGGACAAUGGAGAAAAUGAUGGUGAUGAUAGCUAUGGCGAGGACGAGGACUAUGAUGACAAGGAAGUUGAUGAAGAAUCUGAAGAUGACGACGAGGAGAAUGGUACUGUCUCAGAUGCUGAAGAUGAAAUGGAUGAUGAUCCCUUACUGAGUCAUGCACGGGAAGUUUUUGCUCCAGAUAGUUUUUCCUGGUUUAGUCACGAAUAUGAGAAGUCUAGGCCCAUCUACCCUGAGGCUUACGGUGAGACAGGAUUAGAAUUCAAGUAUACGAUUGAGAAGAUGGGAUGUUAUCAAAACCAUUCUCACAAAGUACAUUCAGAACCUUUUUACGGUGUAGUUACCUGUUGCUGCAAUCACUUUGCUGUCACUGGCAUGCUGUGCAGUCACGCUUUAGUAGUUCUCGAGUGCUUUCAUAUCAAGCAAAUCCCCGAUAAAUAUAUACCAAAGUGGAGACUGAAAAGUUGGCAUCAGAGUUCAACUGAAGAACAAUUCUCUAAGAGAAGGCAACUUCGGCCAUCUCUUGAUGACUGUUUGAGCGGUGAACUAGGUAGAAGGACAAAUGCAUCUGAAGAAGCUGGUACCUCACCUUACUGGCACCAAACUGAGGCUAACAAAAUGUGCUCAAAAGGGAAUCAUUUUGGAUUACCUAUUCUGAGGCAUGCUAAAGAGAUUUUCACUUCUGGGGUUUAUUCCUUGUUCCGAGACGAGUACAGGAAGUCUGAAUAUCUCAUCACGACCGUAGAGUUUGGAGGAGUCGAUAGGAGAGGACUUGUAUACGAAUUUCAAGUUCACAGACACCGACGUGUUGACAUCCAAAAGCAGUACAUGGUUCCAAAGCUAUUGAAAGUCCCGAAUUUGGCUUCCCAGCAGAGUAUUCAUGGCCCAAAGUAUCGCAGAAUGUUAGAACUCGCCUGUUACAGGAUAAUGAGCACCGAAAGCACUACAUUGUUGACAACUGCCUUCUUCGGACCGAAAAAGGAUAGCAUUGCGCAAUGUGCUCUUGCUGUUCUGACAAUAGAAAACGAGCUGAGAGAUUUGCCGCCAGUGGAAGCUAAUAAGGGGAAUCAAGCAAGUAGAGGGAUAUUCAACUUCAGAGGAAAAUGCAAGUUCUGGGAUGAUCAGCUCAUCAAGAAUUUCAGUUGCAAAGAGUCAGAAACUCUGAGAGGAAAUCUGUUUCGGUGCUUGAAAUGGUGA